Molecule: messenger RNA, 2646 nt
Organism: Saccostrea echinata
Lineage: Eukaryota; Metazoa; Mollusca; Bivalvia; Ostreida; Ostreidae
Exons: 3
Coding region: 43-2247 (734 amino acids)
Source: RefSeq, a predicted model, not a curated record
CUUGUGAUAACUUACCCAAAAACAUAUGUUUGCUCUCUAAUCAUGAAAAAAAACGAGCUAAAGUAUUUUUGCUCAGCAAAAUCAUGUGGUAAACCGGUGUGUGCCAACUGUGUUGUAGAAGGACACAAUGAUCAUGAAUAUAAGCCUCUGAAGGAAGAAUAUGAAAAACGCAAGAAAUAUAUGAGAAGUAGUUACCAAGCAGCUCAUGAAAAGAUUACAAGGGCAAAAAAGAUAUUGGAAACUGUAGAAAAUGAAUAUGCAUCAAUUUCAGACAGUAACAGUAAAGGCAGAGAAAAUCUGACUGCAGAAGCAGAUAGAGGCGUUCAAUAUAUUCGAGAAUAUGAAAAUAAUGUGAACCUUGAAACAAAUGAAAUUUUACAAAAUAUUCUGAGCAGACUAGCAAAGAAAAAGGAGCAGCUACAAUGUUUUAUUGAAAAUGCAACAGAAUGCUGUGGUAUUUCAGAGGAAGCUUUGACAGGAAGUGAUGUCAUUGCAUUUUUAUCGGUUGAAAAGACUUUGACAGAAAAAUUGAAUUCCUUUGAGAAAUCUGAAGUUGAUGCACCCUUAGAUCCAAUUCCAAAAGAAGAUAUAGAUCUUCAAAGUUCAACUACAGAACUCGAGGAAAGAAUUAACAAAAUGAUUUCAGAUGGUGGUGAAGUCAGCAAAAAGCCAAGCAUCUUUUCAUAUAAAGGAUUAUGGAAUUUUUUAUGGGGUCGAAAUGAAAAACCUGAAAGGGCAUCUUGUUUUCAAGUAUUUCUCUCUAUGGCUGCAUUGUUUUCCUUAUAUGGAUUAAUACUGUUGAAGCUUCAUCCUAUUCCAUAUUCAAGAAUUUUUGAAACCGAUGAUUCCUAUUCAGCAAUCCUCAAUAGUCAGACGUCCCUAAUGUGUUAUUCAGCAGACAGAAGAAUGGUAUCAAAUAAUCCAUUUGAAAACAUAAGACAGAUUUGUUGUACUGAACAAAGUUCUUACGUAUAUAAGGGAGCUUUUACUAAUAGAACUUUUUUGUAUAAAAAAGGCGAAUCUGUUAUUGUUCAAAUACAGGUACGUGAUAUCAAAAGAUACCUGCCUGGGUUAAUUUUGUUUGAGUUUGGAAUUUCAAAGGGCUCCAUUAAUAGAAAAAAUCUUCUUGGUUUUCCCACACAAAAUCUUUAUGGAUGGUUUUUAAAAAUAAUAAACAUAAAUCGAGAAUUUGCGUUAAUAAACACAGAAGGACAGAUUGUAUACUCAAAUAUUUUUUCAGUGCUUGAUAAAGGCACAUUUACCUUUAGUAUCCAGCUGAACCCAAAUAAAACAAUUACUUUGAAAUCUCUCUACGAAAGUCUGAAAACCAAAAAAGUUUUGGAUGAAACAAGAUCAGUUAAAGGUAUACCAAAAAGGGGAUUUAUGAAGGUAUGUGAUUCACACGAUGCCCAUGUGACCAUUAAAAUCAUGAACAACAGCGUAGCUUUCAAUAAAUCCACACUCUACCCCGACGUGUAUAUUUCUCCCAACAACAAAACCAUUUCUAACACAAAGCUUUCUUCUUUUAGUGGUAGUGAAAUAGAAGGAAGUUUAUAUCAAGAUAUUAUGCUCCUGAACUGUAGGUCUGAAUGCAUUUAUGUUUUUAAUUUUCGAGUAAAUUCUCCUAAGAAUAUGCUGAUUUUUUCAUUGGUACUCACAAAUUCUAAGUUUUUGCCUACAGCAUAUUAUAAUGUGACGUUGCUUUCUUAUGGACAGUGUUCCGUUUCAAAAGUUGUGACAUCUCAAUCAUAUUGUAUAUCUGCGUAUAAAAAAACACAUUCUGGGCUGUAUUCAAUAUCUACAGUAGAAAUUCUUCCAGACGAAUGGCAUUCAUUGAUAAUUACGGUUCAAAGAAAAUAUCAAACAACAACAUUUCGUGUAGGUGCAAUGGAUAUUGAAUUGCAAAAUGGUUUUAUAUUUGAAAAAGAAACUCCUAUUUUACGUUGGGCUAUGCAAAGUACAGAAGAUGUUGUGGAUAUACGUCUAGGAAAUAGUGAUGAAUUUGAUAUAUAUACUUGGCUGUUCUAUAAAAUGUUACCAAUGUUUCUUUUUAUUCAAAGGCAUGUAAUCUUGGUAAUAAGCAUUACUCUUGUCGUAUGUUAUCAUGAUAAAUGUUAUCAACUUUUAAUUGAAAUUAUUCAAUAUGUUAAGAAUGAUUAUGUCCACCAGAAUAGUAUUGCUGACAACAUUUUUACUGCAGAACAAAUAGAAAGAAGGCGUAGGGUUAAAGGUCUGAGAAUUCAUUGAAGUCAUGCACAAUGCAGUAGGGAUGUUACAUGCUUAUGUAUGUAAGGGCCGAUUCAAACUUAUAAGUCAGUUCAGAUUAACUUAAGAGGAAUAUUCUAAAACUAAACUAUAUCUGAAUUAGCAUUUAAUUAAAUAUAUUGAAGUCAUAAUUUCACCAGUUACAUCAGGUAUUAUAUGCAUAAGAUGAAUUGGAAAAAAAAUGUUCACAAUUAAGUGUUCAAAGGCAACUGGUAUUCAAUUUCUAAGGUACAUGUAACUAAUUACCAGUAUGGAUUGGCCUAAUUAUGAUAUAAAGAUAAGAUAAAGUAUGUGUAUUUGAUUAAUUUUGUACAAUUUGAAACAAUUUUAACAAAUAACCUUUCUUCUUCUGUUGUAUGUAUUUGUGUACUUGUAAAUUUC